Molecule: messenger RNA, 2385 nt
Organism: Sphenostylis stenocarpa
Lineage: Eukaryota; Viridiplantae; Streptophyta; Magnoliopsida; Fabales; Fabaceae
Source: the annotation of a GenBank genome assembly
AUGGACCCUGACGUCAUCGAGAUUCCUCCCCCAAUUCACCAACCUUCAAAUUUCUAUCACAACAACAAGGCAAGCUCCUGCCACCGAUUCAAAGUUUUUAUUUUGUAUUGUCUGGAAUUGUUGGAGGUGUUUAAUCAAUCCACAAUUUCGCCCUUUUCUGCUAUUGAGUACCUGCUUUUGCUGUUGUUAAGACCACCUUUUCGUGUUUGUUGCUGCAUGUGGGAGUACCUAAGAAUAGAUGUUAAUUUGAUUGAGAAACUUCCAAAUCACGCAGUUGUUUCUUCUCAGGUUGUUCUAUUAUGGCGAUAUGUGCGUGCUAUGCAUGUCAAUUUGCAUGAUGUGAUUGACAUUGACAAUGAUGAUGAUUCUGAGGAUGUAGUGAUAAUUGGCGAGAAAGUUAAUAAUAGUAACAAAGGGAAGACAAUUGAUGCUGUUCAUGAUGAUAUCCAAGUUGUGAAUAUGUCUGAUUAUACUUUCUCUGUGCCUGGUGCGGAAAAUUUUGGAUCAGUUAGCGGGAUUGCAUCUUCUAACAAUCUCCCUUCAGUGUCAAAUAAUUUGAUCAAUGUUGAUGGUCAUGGUUCUGAUCUAUCAUAUGAUGAUGAUGACUACAGUGAUAUUUUGUCGGAAGAAUAUAUGGAUGUAGAGAUGGAUGUAGAUGAGUAUGCAUUAUUACAGAAACGUUUUGAUAAUGUGGAUAUACCUCCUGGAAUUGAAGCACCUUUUACUUGGUUUCCACCAGGAUAUGAUGUAGGUUUUAACAAGACUGGAAAUAGUACAUUUUAUCCUUGGCAUCAUAUGCAGUCAAAUGCUGCAUUAAGUCCCAUGGUCCCCUCUUCUCAGCCUUCUGCGUCAUUAGAGCCAACUAAUUCUAAAAUUCAAGCAUCUUCAAUGGGUGGUACUGACAUUCAAAUGAAAAUGGAUAAUGUUAAUCACUCCUCUGGAACAGACUUGUCUUCUCCUCAAUUUUUUUCUCAAUCUGCCCCAUCUAAGAAGAAAUCAGCUACUUCAAAACUCAGAGGGCGUACUUCAAAUAAUUCAGUAGGAGUAGAAUCAUCAAAGUCUCACUGGUUUUCGGGGCCUUUCUAUAGUAAAAAGAAGCAAUACCUCAGUUUAUUUGACAAUUUAGAGUCUGUGAAGCUGCAACAUGCAGGUCAGCCACCAUAUGGGGGCCAAUUUCAAACUGCUAUGAAGGCAGCUGGUAGUAGCAUUUCCUCCCAUUCAAAUUUUAUUGGACACCAUGGAUCAUUGCAUAUUCCGGGGAUAGAACCAGCAAAACCUUGGUGGAAGGUUUCUCAAAAUGCUAAAUCAUUUCCUAUUCAUGAUAAAAAGUCUUCUAAUAUUGUUUAUCAUCCACUUGAUCCUCUUAUUGCCCAUCCUGAUCAUGGAUUUGAUAUCUGGGUUCACGAUUCUGCUGGAGAUGGAUUUAAUGGAAAAACAGUGGAUGGCCCUCUUGUGACAAUGUCGGAUGAAGCCAGAGAAGAAAUUAUGAGGAAUUUUCGAAGUUUUAAACAAUUUGACACUGUUGAGGACACUUCAGAUCAUUACUUUGUCCGCAACAGUUCUUCAAUGAAGCAGCCACCAAAGAAUUGGGCUAAAAAAAUCCAGGAAGAGUGGAAGAUUUUGCAGAAGGAUCUGCCAGAUUCAAUAUUUGUCAGAGUUUAUGAGUCAAGGAUGGAUCUUCUAAGGGCUGUGAUUAUUGGAGCUGAAGGGACUCCAUAUCAUGAUGGCCUAUUCUUUUUUGAUGUUUUCUUUCCCAGUGGCUAUCCCAGUGUACCACCGCAAGUCCAUUACCACUCUGGAGGUCUACGGCUCAACCCAAAUUUGUAUAAUUGUGGAAAAGUAUGCCUUAGUCUGCUUAACACCUGGAGCGGCAACAAAAACGAGAAGUGGCUUCCUGGUGUUUCAACGAUUCUACAGGUUCUGGUCUCCAUACAAGGUCUAAUCCUGAAUACAAAGCCCUACUUUAAUGAACCUGGAUAUGCACACAUGAGUGGUUCAGCAAAUGGUGAAAUGAUGUCCUUUCAGUAUAACGAGGACACAUUCAUUCUAUCAUUGAGGACAAUGAUGUAUAUGAUACGAAGGCCUCCAAAGAAUUUUGAGGAUUUUGUUAAGGGGCAUUUCUGCAGCAGAGCUGGUGAUAUUCUGGUGGCAUGUAAGGCAUACAUGGAAGGUGCUCAAGUUGGGUGUUUGGCCAAAGGAGGAGUCCAGGACGUUGAUGAGGGAGACAGAAGCUGUUCACAGAGAUUCAAGGAUUCUUUAUCCGGAUAUAUAAACAUGCUUGUCAGAGAGUUUGCUCAAACUGGAGCAAAGGACAUUGAGAAAUUCCUACCUCCUCCAGUAGCCACAACAGUAGCACUGGACAAGCCAUCAGGUGUUGUUGCUUGA